AUGCCGAAUACUUCGAAAAGUCAGUUUUCAUCAUCGUUCUUAGUUACAUCCUUGUUAUCUACUGUGGAGACCAUAACAGAUAUAUGGACUUUGGACACACUUGGGAUCACUGACCCAUCAGUCAAGAAAACCCAGACUGAACUGCAAGAAGCUGCUCGGUUACAUUUUCUAAAUACAGUUCGUAUAGUCGAUGAUCGUUUCGAGGUUGAUUUGCCCUGUUUGGAAUAUCAUCCACCACUAACAGACUAUUUUGACUUAGCCGAGAGAAGACUGAACAAAACUGUUAAACGUCUUAAAAUCGAGUCCAAUUAUGAAGCUUAUGGAGAUGUUUUCAAGGAAUGGCUAGAAGAGGGAGUAAUUGAAGAGGUUGAUAAAAAUUAUCAAGGGCAAGUUCUUUACCUUCCUCAUCAAGAAGUUAUCAAAAAGAAUAGCACUACAAAACUCCGACCGGUAUUUGAUGCUUCGGCCAAAGUAAAGGGAUUUCCUAGUCUCUAA
Molecule: messenger RNA, 495 nt
Organism: Stegodyphus dumicola
Lineage: Eukaryota; Metazoa; Arthropoda; Arachnida; Araneae; Eresidae
Source: RefSeq, a predicted model, not a curated record